Rana temporaria (common frog) is the source of this 1230-nucleotide messenger RNA. RefSeq lists its product as uncharacterized. The record is from RefSeq and is a predicted model, not a curated record. The transcript is spliced from 3 exons. NCBI's taxonomy places the organism in Eukaryota, Metazoa, Chordata, Amphibia, Anura, Ranidae. Bases 1 to 1230 code for a protein of 409 amino acids.
AUGUUCUCCAAUCAUUGUCACGUGUCACAUUGUUCUCCAAUCAUUGUCACGUGUCGCAUUGCUCUCCAAUCAUUGUCACGUGUCGCAUUGUUCUCCAAUCAUUGUCACGUGUCGCAUUGCUCUCCAAUCAUUGUCACGUGUCACGUUGUUCUCCAGUCAUUGUCACGUGUCACAUUGUUCUCCAAUCAUUGUCACGUGUCGCAUUGCUCUCCAAUCAUUGUCACGUGUCGCAUUGUUCUCCAAUCAUUGUCACGUGUCGCAUUGUUCUCCAAUCAUUGUCACGUGUCACAUUGUUCUCCAGUCAUUGUCACGUGUCACGUUGUUCUCCAAUCAUUGUCACGUGUCACGUUGCUCUCCAAUCAUUGUCACGUGUCUCGUUGCUCUCCAAUCAUUGUCACGUGUCACAUUGCUCUCCAAUCAUUGUCACGUGUCGCAUUGCUCUCCAAUUAUUGUCACGUGUCACAUUGUUCUCCAAUCAUUGUCACGUGUCACAUUGUUCUCCAAUCAUUGUCACGUGUCACAUUGCUCUCCAAUCAUUGUCACGUGUCUCAUUGUUCUCCAAUCAUUGUCACGUGUCUCAUUGUUCUCCAAUCAUUGUCGCGUUGCUCUCCAAUCAUUGUCACGUGUCGCAUUGUUCUCCAAUCAUUGUCACGUGUCGCGUUGCUCUCCAAUCAUUGUCACGUGUCUCAUUGUUCUCCAAUCAUUGUCACGUGUCUCAUUGUUCUCCAAUCAUUGUCGCGUGUCACAUUGUUCUCCAAUCAUUGUCACGUGUCACGUUGUUCUCCAAUCAUUGUCACGUGUCACAUUGCUCUCCAAUCAUUGUCACGUGUCACGUUGUUCUCCAAUCAUUGUCACGUGUCACGUUGCUCUCCAAUCAUUGUCACGUGUCACGUUGCUCUCCAAUCAUUGUCACGUGUCACAUUGCUCUCCAAUCAUUGUCACGUGUCGCAUUGCUCUCCAAUCAUUGUCACGUGUCACAUUGCUCUCCAAUCAUUGUCACGUGUCACAUUGCUCUCCAAUCAUUGUCACGUGUCGCAUUGCUCUCCAAUCAUUGUCACGUCAGGAGCCCACCCUGGGCAAACGCCAGUGUCUGAGCACAUCACUGUCACCACCCAGGUGACCAUUUCGGCCCUGGGGAUUGAGGAAGUCACAUGUUCCCCCUUACCUGGAGGCCCAGCCAUAUUGCCACUCCCUUAUUUUCUUCCUGCAGCAGAAGCCCAACCUCGGUAA